UGCAGGCAUGGGGACACUAGCUCCUCGUCCCUCACUUUUCACCUCCCACCUCCCAGGCAGCGGGUUCAGCAUGCUCUGUGCAAGGCCAGAGGCAGUGGUGCUCCUGGGAGCUCUGCUGACUGCAUCCCUGGAUCCCGCGGGCGGCCAGGGCUCACCCGCACUGUCCUGGGAAGUGCAGCGCUACGACGGCUGGUUCAACAACCUGAGGCAUCACGAGCUGGGCGCAGCGGGCUUCCGACUGCAGCGCCGUGUGCCGGCCAAUUACGCGGACGGCGUUUACCAGGCUCUGGGGGAGCCCCUGCUGCCCAACCCGCGCCUCCUCAGCGACGCCGCCACGCGGGGCCCGGCCGGGCAGGCAUCCCUGCGCAACCGCACCGUGCUGGGGGUCUUCUUUGGCUACCACGUGCUCUCGGACCUGGUGAGCGUGGAGACACCCGGCUGCCCAGCCGAGUUCCUCAACAUCCGCAUCCCGCCCGGGGACCCGGUGUUCGACCCCAGCGGGCGCGGGGACGUGGUCCUCCCCUUCCAGAGGAGCCGCUGGGACCCCGAGAGCGGACAGAGCCCCAGUAACCCCCGGGACCUGACCAACGACGUGACGGGCUGGCUGGACGGCAGCGCCAUCUAUGGCUCCUCGCACUCCUGGAGCGACGCACUGCGGAGCUUCUCCGGGGGGCAGCUGGCGUCGGGGCCCGACCCCGCCUUCCCCCGGAACGCGCAACCGCCCCUGCUCAUGUGGAGCGCGCCCGACCCCGCCAGCGGCCAGCGCGGGCCCGGGGGCCUGUACGCCUUCGGGGCGGAGCGAGGGAACCGCGACCCCUUCCUGCAGGCGCUGGGCCUGCUGUGGUUCCGCUACCACAACCUGUGCGCGCAGCGGCUGGCCCGCCAGCACCCGCACUGGGGGGACGAGGAGCUGUUCCAGCACGCGCGCAAGAGGGUCAUUGCCACCUACCAGAACAUUGCUCUCUAUGAGUGGCUGCCCAGCUUCCUGCAGAAAACACUCCCAAAAUAUACAGGGUAUCAUCCUUUCUUGGACCCCAGCAUCUCCCCAGAGUUCCUGGUGGCCUCUGAGCAGUUCUUCUCCACCAUGGUGCCCCCUGGCGUCUACAUGAGAAAUGCCAGUUGUCAUUUCCAGAUGGUCCUGACCAAGGAUUUUGGCAGCUCCCCAGCUCUCAGGGUCUGCAACAGCUACUGGCUUCGGGAGAACGCCAACCUGAACAGUGCCCAGGCGGUGGAUCAGCUCCUGCUGGGAAUGGCCUCUCAGAUUUCAGAGCUGGAGGACAGGAUAGUGGUUGAAGAUUUGAGGGACUACUGGCCUGGCUCUGGCAAGUUCUCCCGCACAGACUAUGUGGCCAGCAGUAUCCAACGUGGCCGAGAUAUGGGGCUGCCCAGCUAUACCCAAGCCCUGAUGGCUUUGGGGUUGGAGAUUCCCAGAAACUGGAGUCAUAUCAACCCCAAUGUGGAUGCCCAGGUGCUGGAGGCCACAGCUGCCCUGUACAACCAGGACAUGACCAGGCUGGAGCUGCUCCCUGGGGGGCUCCUGGAGAGCCAUGGGGACCCCGGGCCCCUCUUCAGUGCCAUCAUCCUCGACCAGUUUAUGAGGCUGCGGGAUGGUGACCGCUAUUGGUUUGAGAACACCAGGAAUGGGCUAUUCUCCAAAGAGGAAAUUGCGGAAAUAAAAAACACCACUUUUUGGGACGUGCUGGUGGCUGUUACUAACGUGAACCACAGUGCUCUACAACCCAAUGUUUUUAUCUGGCAUGACGGUGCCCCCUGCCCUCAGCCUCGGCAGCUCACGACUCAAGGCUUGCCCCAAUGUGUACCCCUAACGGUGUUUGACUACUUUGAGGGCAGCGGUCCUGGUUUUGGCAUCACCAUUGUGGCCCUCUGCUGUCUUCCAUUAGUGAGCCUGCUUAUCUCUGGGGUGGUGGCCCAUUUCCGAGGCCGAGAGCGCAAAAGGCUACAGAAGAAAGGCAAAGAGAGUGUGAAGAAAGAAGCAGCCAAAGAUGGUGUGCCAGCGAUGGAGUGGCCAGGCCCCAGGGAGAAAAGCUAUCCCAUCACCAUCCAGCUGCUCCCAGACAGGCGACUGCAGGUCCUGGACAGACAGCUGUCUGUGCUCCGCACUGUCCAGCUGCAGCACCCCCAGCAGGUCAACCUCAUACUGUCCAGCAACCGUGGACGCCAUACCCUGCUGCUCAAGAUCCCCAAGGAGUAUGACCUGGUGCUGCUGUUUAACUCUGAGGAAGAGCGGGGCACCUUUGUGCAGCAUCUGCAGGACUUCUGUGUGCAAUGGGCUCUGGGCCUUGACGUGGCUGAGAUGAGAGAGAAUGAGCUGUUCAGAAGAGCUGUGACCAAGCAGCAGCGGGGCCGAAUCCUGGAGAUCUUCUUCAGAUACCUGUUUGCCCAGGUGCUGGACAUCGACCAGGCAGAUGCAGGGACCCUGCCCCUGAACUCAUCACAGAAGGUGCGGGAGGCCCUGACUUGCGAGCUGAGCAGAGCUGAGUUUGCCGAGUCCCUGGGCCUUAAGCCCCAGGACAUGUUUGUGGAGUCCAUGUUCUCUCUGGCUGACAAAGAUGGCAAUGGCUACCUGUCCUUCCGGGAGUUUCUGGACAUCCUGGUGGUCUUUAUGAAAGGCUCCCCAGAGGACAAGUCUCGCCUGAUGUUCACCAUGUAUGACCUUGAUGCAAACGGCUUCCUCUCCAAGGAUGAGUUUUUCACCAUGAUGCGGUCCUUCAUCGAGAUCUCCAACAACUGUCUGUCCAAGGCCCAGCUGACUGAGGUGGUAGAGUCCAUGUUCCGGGAGUCAGGCUUCCAGGACAAGGAGGAACUGACGUGGGAGGACUUCCACUUCAUGCUGCGGGAUCAUGACAGUGAGCUCCGCCGUACGCAGCUCUGCGUCAGAGGUGUUGGAGACAUCUUUAAAACAAACAUCAGCUGCCGAGUCUCAUUCAUCACUCGAACUCCUGGGAAACGCUCCUGUUCCCAGGACUUGGAGUUCUCUGCCUCAGAAGCCCCAGAGCUGGGAGGCCCUGGGCUGAAGAAGAGGUUUGGCAAAAAGGUGGUGGGGCCCACACCCCGGCUGUACACGGAGGCACUGAAGGAGAAGAUGCAGCGGGGCCUCCUGGCUCAGAAGCUGCGGCAGUACAAGCGCUUCGUGGAGAACUACCGGCGGCACAUCAUAUGCGUUGUGAUCUUCUCAGCCAUCUGUGCCGGCCUGUUUGCAGAGCGUGCCUACUAUUAUGCCUUUGCCUCGCCAUCCUCGGGCAUCGCAGAGACUACCUUUGUGGGCAUCAUCCUGUCCCGGGGCACAGCCGCCAGCAUCUCCUUCAUGUUCUCCUACAUCCUGCUCACCAUGUGCCGCAACCUCAUCACCUUCCUGCGAGAGACCUUCCUCAACCUCUAUGUGCCCUUCGAUGCCGCCGUGGACUUCCAUCGCUGGAUCGCCAUGGCUGCUGUUGUCCUGGCCAUUUUGCACAGUGCUGGCCAUGCAGUCAAUGUCUUCAUCUUCUCAGUCAGUCCCCUCAGCCUGCUGGCCUGCAUCUUCCCCAACAUCUUCAUGAAUGAUGGGUCCCAGCUUCCCCAAAAGUUCUACUGGUGGUUCUUCCAAACAGUCCCAGGCAUGACAGGGGUGCUCUUGCUCCUGGUUCUGGCCAUCAUGUAUGUCUUCGCCUCCCACCACUUCCGGCGCCGCAGCUUCCGGGGCUUCUGGCUGACCCACCACCUUUACAUCGUGCUCUACGUGCUGCUCAUCAUCCAUGGCAGCUUUGGCCUGAUCCAGCUGCCACGUUUCUACGUCUACUUCCUGGUCCCGGCACUAAUCUAUGUGGGGGACAAGCUGGUGAGCCUGAGCCGGAAGAAGGUGGAGAUCAGCGUGGUGAAGGCAGAGCUGCUGCCCUCAGGAGUGACCCACCUGCAGUUCCAGCGACCCCAAGGCUUUGAGUAUAAGUCAGGACAGUGGGUGCGGAUCGCCUGCCUGGCUCUGGGAACCAAUGAGUACCACCCCUUCACACUGACUUCUGCACCCCAUGAGGACACGCUCAGCCUGCACAUCCGGGCAGUGGGACCCUGGACCACUCGCCUCAGGGAGACCUACUCACUUCCAAAGGGUGACGGCUGUGCCAGAUACCCAAAGCUGUACCUUGAUGGACCGUUUGGGGAGGGCCAUCAGGAAUGGCAUAAGUUUGAGGUGUCAGUACUGGUGGGAGGGGGCAUUGGGGUCACCCCCUUUGCCUCUAUCCUCAAAGACCUGGUCUUCAAGUCAUCCUUGGGCAGCCAAAUGCUCUGUAAAAAGAUCUACUUCAUCUGGGUGACACGAACCCAGCGGCAGUUUGAGUGGCUGGCUGACAUCAUCCGGGAGGUAGAGGAGAAUGACCACCAGGACCUGGUGUCUGUGCACAUCUAUAUCACCCAGCUGGCUGAGAAGUUUGACCUCAGGACCACCAUGCUGUACAUCUGUGAGCGGCACUUCCAGAAGGUGCUGAACCGGAGUCUGUUCACGGGCCUGCGCUCCAUCACGCACUUUGGCCGACCUCCCUUUGAGCCAUUCUUCAAGUCCCUGCAGGAGGUCCACCCACAGGUACUGAAGAUUGGGGUGUUCAGCUGUGGCCCUCCAGGAAUGACCAAGAAUGUAGAGAAGGCCUGUCAGCUCAUCAACAGGCUGGACCAGGCCCACUUCGUGCACCACUAUGAGAACUUCUGAGAACUUCCUGAUUCCUGUUUUCCCUCUGUGGACCAGCCCUACUAGCAGUUUCUUUGUCAGAAUCUUUCUCAGGCCUCAGCUGGGAAGCUAGAAGAGCCCCUCCCUUCUGGCCCAUCUGUCCUAUGCUCUGAGAAGGUGGAGAAGACCCCUCUAGCUAAAGUCACAGCAGGUUAUGGCAAACAAAAGUAGGAUGGGGACAGUCCCUGCCUUGUAACAUCUGUAUAGGUGAAGAGAUAUAAUAGUGUCUGCCUCCGAUCAGUCCCCAUAUCUCUGCUUUCCUUGCACAAAGUUGAUGUAUUGCUUUGGUAUUGGACUCAGCAUUUGAGGGCUAAGUGAGAAUCUCCUCAGAGCCUAGCUCAGAAGCCAUGAUGCUUGGAACCUAGACAGUCAAACUGCCUCUGUUUAGUCUCUGAGGUCUUGUCCUUCCAACUCCACCCCUGACCCCUUCUUAUUCUUAAAGGGUCAGGAACACUGAAAAAUAACCAGAGAACAAAGAUGGCUCCCUAGUCCUGAUGUUUCUGCAGUCAACCAGCAAUGCCUGAUACCAUGACCUUUUGAUGGAUCCUCUCUGAGUCUGUGGGGCAGUCCCUUGGCUCUGAGACUAAGGGAGUCCAGCCUGUCUGCCAGACACCCAAAAUUCCCUCUGUUUCCUACUUCCACAGAAGCAGGGUGACCAGCUGUCCCGGUUUGCCCAGGGCACUCCUAGUUCUACCACUAAGAGUCUCUUAUCCUAGGAAACAUCUGAAUCCCAGGCAACUCAGACAAAGUUAGUGACCUCACACAGGAGGCAGCCUGGGAUGUCAUCUCCAUACUUAGCUCUUUAAGACACUUUGUUUUCCUUCUGCAACUGACCCUUUCCUAAAAAUCUGAGCUUUAAUUUUUUUAAUUUAAGUAUAAUUUGCAUGCAGUAAAGUGUGCAAAUCGUAAAGUUACAUGUCCAUGUGUCAACAUGACCCAAGUCACGAUAUAGAGCAUUUCCAACAGUCUCCCCCAACCAGUAGAAGCAACCACUGAUGUGAUUUCUGUCACCCUGGAUUAGGUUUGGCCAUACUGAAUGUAUUCUUUGGAAACUGGCUUCUUUCACUCAGCACAAUAUCUUUGUGAUUCAUCCAUGUUGUUGUGUGUAUCAGUGGUAUA
Molecule: messenger RNA, 5833 nt
Organism: Nyctereutes procyonoides (raccoon dog)
Lineage: Eukaryota; Metazoa; Chordata; Mammalia; Carnivora; Canidae
Gene: DUOX2
Product: dual oxidase 2
Exons: 33
Coding region: 8-4696 (1562 amino acids)
Biological process (GO): defense response; response to oxidative stress; superoxide anion generation
Cellular component (GO): NADPH oxidase complex; plasma membrane
Molecular function (GO): peroxidase activity; heme binding; calcium ion binding
Source: RefSeq, a predicted model, not a curated record